GACGCAAGGCUCUUUCUCGAAUCUGACUUGAUGAGCGAGGUGAGGCUGUGAUCUCAUCAUCUGAGUAAUUAUGUUGGAGAAAAUAUGAAGCGCUUCACACUCUCGGCUGCGGGCGCAUUUAGACAGCCACAAGCACUGCAGCGUCAUGUCCGCCACGGUUGCUCUUGCAGCCACAGAUUGCGCGUACCUGGGAUAGAAAAUAGGGCGUUUUCAGUAUCAACCCGGCGCCGUUCUGACGUGCUCCCCUUCAACAAAUAUACCCUCCCAGCCGGGUACAAGCCGGGUCCCGGCGUUGACCUUCCCGCCAGAAUGAGCAACAGCUCUCCAGAGACCCCGCGGCGGCGGACGGCCUACAUCGCGCUGGGCAGCAACAUGGGCGACCGCAUCGGCUGGAUCGAGAAGGCCUGCAACGAGAUGGACGCCCGGGGCAUCAAGGUGAAGCGGACGAGCAAUUUGUGGGAGACGGAGCCCAUGUACGUGCUAGACCAGGACAGAUUCGUCAACGGCGCCUGCGAGGUCGAAACGACGCUGGAACCCUUGGAGCUGCUGGAUGCGCUCCAGGACAUUGAAAGGUCGCUUGGUCGCAAGAAGGUCAUCGACAAGGGGCCCCGCAACAUUGAUCUCGACAUCCUCCUUUACGAGAACAUAAAAUUCAGCCAUGAGCGUCUUACCAUUCCCCACAUUGGCAUCCCGGAGCGCGAGUUUGUCCUGCGACCCUUGGCCGAGCUCAUCCCGGACAAGCCCAUCGACCAUGACCGGCCCUGGCGCGUGACGCGAGACUACCUCGACGCCCUCCCUCGCUCCCCAACGCCUCUAACCACCAUGACGCCGCUCUCUCCGCACCACCCGCCCAUCCAGGCCCUCAACCCAUCCCGGAAAACGCACGUCAUGGCCAUCCUCAACAUGACGCCCGACAGCUUCUCGGACGGGGGCCUCAACGCGCAGCGCGCGCCCGAGGACCUCGUGGCGACGGUCACGGCCUUCUUGGACGCGGGCGCGUCCAUGAUCGACAUUGGCGGGCAAUCGACGGCGCCGGGGGCGCCCGAGGUGUCGGUCGACGAGGAGCUGGCCCGCGUGGUGCCGGCGGUGGAGCUGAUCCGCGCGCGGUUCCCCGCGAGCGGGGACCGGCCGGCGCUCAUCAGCGUCGACACGUACCGGGCCCGCGUGGCCGAGGCCGCCGUGGCCGCCGGCGCCGACAUAGUCAACGACGUCAGCGGCGGCUCCAUGGACCCGGACAUGCUCCCCACCGUGGCCCGUCUCGGCACCACCGUCUGCCUGAUGCACAUGCGCGGCACCCCGGCAACCAUGGGCCGCAUGGCCGAGUACCCGGACAGCGAGGGUGGGCUGAUCGCCGGCAUUGCGAGGGAGCUGGUGGCCAGGGUGAAGGCGGCCGAGGAGGCCGGCGUGAGGCGGUGGCGGAUCGUGCUGGACCCGGGCUUGGGGUUUGCCAAGGUUGGGCGGCAGAAUGUGGAUGUUCUGAGGCAUCUUGACGAGCUGAGGGGGUGGCCUGGCUUGGAGGGCCUGCCGUGGCUGGUUGGGUCCAGCAGGAAGAGCUUUAUUGGCAGGGUUACCGGCGUGCCGACGCCCAAGGAGAGGAUCUGGGGGACCGCGGCGACGGUUGCGGCUGCUGUGCAGGGAGGGGCGGAUGUGGUGAGAGUGCAUGACGUGAAAGAGAUGGCGCAGGUUGUUAUGAUGGCAGAUGCGAUCUGGCGGUAUUAGAUCGAGCGAGAGGUGGGCUUUUCAUCAACAUCGGGUCGGACCUCGUAUGGUGAGGGGAAGCUGUAUGUGCUGUACAGUGCAAGGUUCAACAGAUUAAGUACUAGUAGCAAGUGGGAAAUGGUCAUUUGUUUGGGACACUAGGGUAACAAAUGGCAGACAGGAUAGCCUCGCGGCUAUUACACG
Messenger RNA from Canariomyces notabilis, 1902 nucleotides. RefSeq names its product Dihydropteroate synthase. Bases 85 to 1719 code for a protein of 544 amino acids. Gene Ontology annotation, molecular function: dihydropteroate synthase activity; 2-amino-4-hydroxy-6-hydroxymethyldihydropteridine diphosphokinase activity. The record is from RefSeq and is a predicted model, not a curated record. The transcript has 3 exons. NCBI's taxonomy places the organism in Eukaryota, Fungi, Ascomycota, Sordariomycetes, Sordariales, Chaetomiaceae. Gene Ontology annotation, biological process: tetrahydrofolate biosynthetic process. Gene Ontology annotation, cellular component: mitochondrial envelope.